CCAACGCCCGCCUACAACGACCAUGCCCAGGCUCAGCAGCAGCAACUGCAGCACGUUUCAGUAGCUUCUGCCACAGUUUGCGCUUCGGCGCCGCCGCCAACUGCAUUCUGUAAACUUUGGCUGCAGCAACAACAGGAACAACAGCAGCAGCAACAGCAGCAACAAUUGCAGCAACAGCAACAGCUCUUCGAGCAGCAACAAGCUUGGCUAUAAGCAACAGCAAAAACAACAACAACAACAACGGCAACAACACGUGUAAGUGCAAAGUUAAAUGAAAACUACAUGCGGGUGCUCGCACAAAAGUAUGCUAUGGAAAACAAAAAGAGGCAACUGCAACAGCAACCAGCAGCAGGAACAGCAGUAACAACAGCAACCAACAUCAACAACAAUAAACAACAUUUAAAAGCCGUUGGGCCAAAAGUUGUGCAAAACUUUCGACUCGACAACAACUCGUUGCGGGCUUUGUCGUUGCAAAUUAAAUGUACAUUUUGCCAACAUGUAAA
Molecule: messenger RNA, 503 nt
Organism: Drosophila montana
Lineage: Eukaryota; Metazoa; Arthropoda; Insecta; Diptera; Drosophilidae
Product: vacuolar protein-sorting-associated protein 36-like
Exons: 1
Source: RefSeq, a predicted model, not a curated record